This is a messenger RNA of Penicilliopsis zonata CBS 506.65, 983 nucleotides long. RefSeq lists its product as hypothetical. NCBI's taxonomy places the organism in Eukaryota, Fungi, Ascomycota, Eurotiomycetes, Eurotiales, Aspergillaceae. Gene Ontology annotation, cellular component: mitochondrion. The transcript has a single exon. Bases 201 to 869 code for a protein of 222 amino acids. Gene Ontology annotation, molecular function: thiosulfate-cyanide sulfurtransferase activity. The record is from RefSeq and is a predicted model, not a curated record. Gene Ontology annotation, biological process: transsulfuration.
CUCUCCUAUUGUCUCCCCCGACGAGCUUCACUCCGUCCUGUCCAGAGGCCAUGGCCGCAUUAUCCCCGUCGCUGCAGGCCGCCGCCUCGAUGACUUUGCCCACUCCAUUCCGGGCUCCAUGUAUGACUGACUAUAAACUAUGCUUGUGACGAUGAUAUGAAUGAACUGUCAACUGUUGACGGUUAUGUAGCUUCCUCAAUAUGGACCGCAUCAAAGAUCCCGCCUCGCCAUACCCCCAGAUGCUCCCCUCGGCAGCCCAGUUCGCGGCGUACAUGACCGAACUGGGCAUCCGCCGCGAUGACAUCCUGGUCGUCUACGACACUCUGGCUGUCGGGCUGUAUUCCUCGCCGCGGGUCGCCUGGACCUGUCGCCAUUUCGGCCAUGAGCAUGUCCAUGUGCUGAACACCUUCCGACAAUACGUCGCAGCCGGGUUCCCUCUGCAGACAGCCUUCUCUCUGCAAGAUCCGUCUCCGAUCGAGUAUCUGGUCCAAUCGGUCCAAUCGGACCAAGUGAUCACUUGUGAAGAGCUCGAAACCAUCAUCCAGCAAAACCAAAACGUGCAGAUCCUCGACUCGCGCCCCGAGACUCGCUUCAUCCAAGGCCACAUGCCCCGGGCACGCAACAUCCCCCUGCCCUCCCUCCUCGACCCGGACCAGAGCUUCCUCUCGCCCACGCAGCUGCGGCAGUUGUUCGAGCGCAGCGGCGUCGACAAGACGCUCCCAUUGGUCGUCACCUGCAACUCGGGCGUCACGGCGGCGGCGUUGGCUCUCGCCUUGCGACUGGCGGGCUAUCCCAAUCCCAUCCGGUUGUAUGAUGGCAGCUGGUCCGAGUGGAUGCACAGGGGGACCAUCGAGAUCCAUAGCAUAUAGUAUGUAUAGUAUGUAUAUAGUAUAUAAUAACCAUCUAUUAUAGGCUAUUGCCUGCUGCCAUCACUCUCCACGGCCCUGGAGGGAGUCAUGCAGCGUGGAUCUACCCAGUGCAUA